Messenger RNA from Schistosoma guineensis, 2418 nucleotides. The record is from the annotation of a GenBank genome assembly. NCBI's taxonomy places the organism in Eukaryota, Metazoa, Platyhelminthes, Trematoda, Strigeidida, Schistosomatidae.
AUGAGUCAAAUCGUCACCAAUAGCUACGAGUCUACAGUUUCCAACGGAAAGAAGAGUCUGGGCACAAAAGCUGAAGGUUUUCACGAAUACCUAACAUCAUUCACUGCAUUCACUCUAUCAGAAAGAAAAGAAAUCAUGUUCACUUCAACUAGCCCCAUAAAUAAUAACCUCAUGGUGCCCAGUACUGUAUCGUCUGCAUCAAGUGACAUUAUUAUUUCUUCAACUACUGGUGUUCCAGCUAAUUUCAACAGUCCCACUGGCUCAUCAACUGCUCAACCAUCCGGAGUUACAUAUACAAAGGACCAUGAAGACAUUCAAUUUUCCAACACAACAUCUACAUGCUUGAAUCCUGUAGCAGACAUCUGUACCAAAGUAAUCAAUGAAGUUGAAGCAACCAAUAUAUUAGAUCCAAUUAACUCACAUCAGGUUGCCUCAUUGGAAGCUGCUGUAGCAGCAGCAGCUGCGGCCUUGGUUGUCUCAUCGAAAACGUCUACAAUAAUGUCACCGGUUUCUACUUAUGGUGAUCCUGUUAACCACCCAGCUCACCUAACUGACUUGUCAACGAAAGAUGCUAGUUCUAAUGCUCACGUACAAGAUAAAACAGAAACGAGCUACUCAUUUACUUCAUCAAGCUCUUCUAUAACUCAGAAUCAUAAAGUUCCAUUAUUUUCCUUAUGUGGAGAUUUAAACUUGCCGCUGAUUACUUCAACUACAAUCGCAUCUAGUGCUUCUCCUUCAGUCACUAGUUCCAUCAUGAAUUCCGGAACAGCAGCUGGCUUAGCAGCUAAUCUGGUCAAUGUUGGGCCUAAACGUCUUCAUGUGUCUAAUAUUCCAUUUAGAUUCAGAGAGGCAGACCUUCGUCAGCUUUUAGGACCAUUUGGUACAAUACUGGAUGUAGAAAUUAUCUUCAAUGAACGUGGUUCCAAGGGUUUUGGUUUCGUCACAUUCGCAACGGGCGAAGAAGCUGAUCAUGCAAGAGAAAAUCUAAAUGGCACGGUAGUUGAAGGCAGAAAAAUUGAGAUUAAUAAUGCUACUGCACGGGUUAUGACAAAGAAAAAGUCUGAAUCACCUACACUCCUGAAAACAGCAACAACGCUUCGAGGUGUCAGAGCGCUUGUACCAAGUACGUCUUCGACAGCUGCGAUAGCUGCUGCUGCUGCUGCAUUGCGUGGUGCAGCAGGGAUUACAUGUGGAUUACCAGUAGUUUCAAUGCCAACACCCGGCAACCUAGCAUCCAUGGUUGUUGGUUCGGGACUUGGUGGACUAUUACAGAACCAAGCUUGUUUUGCAGCCACUAACCCAACACUCACAAAUAUAGCUGCUAUGCCUGCUGGUAAUACUUUUAAUGCGAAUCAAGCUUUAUUAGCAGCUGCGAUGGCAAGUGCUUCAGGAACACCCGUAAAUUACAAUCCUGCAGCUGCAGCUGCAUUCUGUUUAGCUGGAGCUGACCCAAACACCGCAGCUUUACUUGCUAGUUAUGCUGCUGCAGCGUUCGGAGGGAUUGGAAGUCCAAGUCCUGGAUGCCUUGGGACCAAUAAUGGGCCCGUUAGUGGGAGUACACCAUCAACCGCCAUCCAAACGUUUGGAUCACCGUCUCAAGCACCCGGUUUGACAAAUUCCUUGGCUGCUAUGGCAAUGUUCCCCCAAACGGGAACUCUUUUAGGACCGAAUGGUCAUACACCACUGGUUCAGUGGUUUGAUCCUAGUUCAAAUAUGGGUGUUGAACUAGAGUUACAGCAUCGUAUCCAACAGCAACAGCAACAGAUUCAAGCAAACCAAAGGGCUCUAGCAGCGGCGGUAGCUGCUGGUUUUACUCCUGUAAGUCUUCCUGCCACGAAUACGAUCGAAAACUUGACGGGGUCGAUUUCAGGGAAUCCAGUUGGAUUGUGUGGAGCCUUUUCACCUUCUCAAGCAGCUGCAGCUGUAGCUGCAAAUAUGUUGAGGGCUUUCUCAAACUCAACGAAUUCGUUUAAUGCCACUAAUUUAACGUCUAACAGAUCUGUCACAAGCAACUCAAAUGUACUUGUUAGUUCAGCUUCCGGUUCUCAGAAUGCUACUGCUGUACAAAUUCAGGCAAAUGGUGCUCAUACCUCAAUUUCUGCCAGUCAAGUCGCAGUCAGUGGGUCAAAUACACCAGGAGUGGUCCAGGCCUCACUUUCUGGAACAAAUCAACCUGCAAUUGCUGCUGCAGCUGCGGCAGCUGCAGCUGUAGCUUCUCAACAUUUUCCCGCACAAACAUCAGUUAGUCCAACAGUGAUGUCUUAUUUACCGGAUUUAAAUGCAGCAGCUGCCGCAGCAGCUAGUAUGGACCCUUAUCUAAAUAGACUUGCAGCGGGCUAUGCAAUAAACAAUGCAGUGGUCACUACACCUGCAAUAUAUCGAACUAACUCAAGCUAUCAACGUUUCUCGCCUUAUUAA